This is a messenger RNA of Cololabis saira (Pacific saury), 2326 nucleotides long. RefSeq names its product N-acetyltransferase 16 (gene nat16). Gene Ontology annotation, molecular function: acyltransferase activity, transferring groups other than amino-acyl groups. The record is from RefSeq and is a predicted model, not a curated record. NCBI's taxonomy places the organism in Eukaryota, Metazoa, Chordata, Actinopteri, Beloniformes, Belonidae. The transcript is spliced from 6 exons. Bases 281 to 1117 code for a protein of 278 amino acids.
GUCAGAGCCACCAGGUCCGUCCCUCUCUCUCUGUCUGUCCUUCUGUCUUCCAUUCAUCCCCCUGCAGCGGCCGUUUUGGUUCCGUCAGCAGCAUCUCCAUCCACCGCUCCGCUCCCCAGACCAGCGAGGACCGCCGCCGCCGGGCCUGAACCCGUGGCGGGGCUGCGAGGGAAAAUGGAGCUUGCUAGAGUACAACAGAGUGAUAUGCUAAUGUGUUUGCAUCAACAUGGAGCCUUCCCACAGCAAGCACUGGAGCCGAGCAUCUGCCCAGGAGACAUGAAUGAUUUUGGUGUCCGUGUGCUCACCAGUUGACCAACAGGAAAAUCUGCUGAAGACAUGUUGUCUCAAGAUGAAGAUUGAUACCAGCCUGACUAUGCCCCAGCUCUCAGAUGUUCUGUCUCAAGCCGGCCUCCAGUUUGCCGUGGCGACUGAGGACGACUAUGAUGACAUCAUGGCCAUGAGCCAGGACAUCUACGGAGGCCUCGACUACAUUCCCACCAGAUACACGAGCUGGCUGCAGGAAGCUAACCGCACUGUGAUACUAGCCCGCAAACAGGGAAAAGUGAUUGCUCUGGAGUCAGUGUGUGUGAUUGACGGUGGUGACACCAUGUUGGUGGAAGGCCUCCGUGUCGCCCCGCAGGAAAGGGGCAAAGGCGUGGCAGGAGUUCUGCUGCGCUUUUGCUCUGAGCUGGUUAAAUCCAAGUACCCGGGGGUCAAAGUGACUCGCCUGACCCGUGACGAUCAACUCGGACCCAAGGACUUCCAGAAGUACCGCGUCAUAACUAAGCAGGGCAUUCUGCUGGUGCGGUUCAGAGCUGAAGAACUCAAACAGCAACUGUCUGAACUCAGUCUGACUGGAGGCCUCCAUCCCUCCAGCCCUUCCCCUGUGCGUCUCGAUCAAACGACCAUAAAGCGGCUGUAUCUCACCACCGACCUGAUGCAAGGGGUCCUGCCCAACGCCACCAUCAUUCAAGACUGGCAGCCUUUCAAGCUGCUGCCCAGUAACAUGGCUAUCCUCCUGAAGAAGGACAUCGACUGGAUGGUGGAUGACGUGUCCACUCCCACCGUGGCCAGCCUUUGCACCUUCCCGUUCAGGGUGCCCAUUGGAGAUGACUGAGGCAGCAGCGACAUCUCUGGAUUCGGAGGCAUCUGGGAUGGACCAUCACACAGUGAUGGAUUGUGAUCAGAUGAAUCAGUGUUCCAGAUGUUUUUUGGAACAGUGAAGCAGACAAGUGGAUCAGUGCGGCGUCUGCAGUAAUGUGGACUCUGUACAGGUCUGUUGUGGUGAAGAACGAGUUGAGCCAAAAGGCAAGACUCUGUUUACCAGUCGAUCUACGUUCCUCAUCUAUGGUCACCAACUAUGGGUAGAGACCGAAAGAAUAAGAUCGAGGAAACAAGCAAGCCGAAAUGAGUUUCCUCCAACUGGAGCCUCCCUUAGAGAUUAAGGGAGACGUUCGGUCACCCAAGAGAGACUUUGAGUAGAGUCUCCGCUCCUCCACGUGGAGAAGAGCCAGCCGAGGAGGUUUACACACCUCCGGAGGAUGCCACCUGGACACGUCCCUCAGGAGGUGUUUUGGUCAUGUCCAACCAGGUGGAGGUCCUGGCACGGACCCAGAAGACGCUGGAGAGAUCAUAUCUCUGGGCCGGAUGGGGAACGUCUUGGUAGUCCCCCGGAAGAGCUGGAGGAGGUGACCAUGAAGAUAGAGACCUGGACCUCUUUGCUUAGACUGCUGCCCCCCUGAAUCUGGACAAGCAGAAGUGAAUGGACGGAUGGAUGGAUGGAUGGAUGGAUGGAUGGAUGGAUGGAUGGAUGGAUGGAUGGAUGGACGGACGGACGGACGGAUGGAUGGACGGAUGGAUGGAUGGAUGGACGGACGGACGCAGCUUGCUGAGAUUUUAGAUCAACAUCUGCUGCCCUCAGGAGCACAUCUUUUCCAUGGACGUCCAUGAAUUUUUCAACAAGACGAUCUGACAUGACUGAGGAAGACGAGGGUCCAGGUUCUGCACUGGUCUGACUGUAGACCUGAUCUGUACCCAGUAGAGAAUGUUGGAGAAGUUUGAAAUAAAAAAGUUAACAAUAAAAAACCCAUUUAGGGGUGUUUCCUGGCGGAAGAGGUACCUGAAACUCUUCAUGGCUUGGUCUCGCCAAUGCAAGACUGUGAGAAGGAAUGGCGACAUUAUUACGUGUUUGAAGUUUCACUGUCACAACUGCUUUUGUGUUGGAGGUCUGAAACACAAACAUAUCUUGUAUAUUAACAAAUGAUAUGAUGAAAUAUCUUCAAAGUGUCUGCAAAGACACAGAAGCCAGAAUAAAUGUAAGAAUGAC